Carassius auratus (goldfish) is the source of this 594-nucleotide messenger RNA. RefSeq names its product chromodomain-helicase-DNA-binding protein 4-like. The coding region runs from base 319 to 594 and encodes 91 amino acids. The record is from RefSeq and is a predicted model, not a curated record. Gene Ontology annotation, cellular component: chromatin; nucleus; NuRD complex. Lineage: Eukaryota; Metazoa; Chordata; Actinopteri; Cypriniformes; Cyprinidae. Gene Ontology annotation, molecular function: histone binding; DNA binding; ATP binding. Gene Ontology annotation, biological process: chromatin remodeling. The transcript is spliced from 5 exons.
UGGAGGGCUCAACUGGCUCCGCUUCUCCUGGGCUCAGGGAACAGACACCAUCCUGGCAGACGAGAUGGGUCUGGGAAAGACCGUGCAGACUGCUGGUGUUCCUCUAUUCACUGUAUAAAGAGGGUCAUUCGAAGGGUCCGUUCCUGGUGAGUGCCCCCCUGUCCACCAUCAUUAACUGGGAGCGAGAGUUUGAAAUGUGGGCGCCGGAUUCUGUAUGUGGUCACAUACGUCGGAGACAAAGACAGCAGAUCUGUCAUCAGAGAAAAUGAGUUCUCCUUUGAGAACAACGCCAUCCGCGGUGGCAAGAAACCCUCGAAGAUGAAGAAAGAAGCCUCUGUAAAGUUCCACGUGCUGCUGACCUCCUAUGAGCUGAUCACUAUCGACACGGCUGUUCUGGGCUCCAUCGACUGGGCUUGUUUGGUUGUUGACGAGGCCCACAGACUGAAGAAUAAUCAGUCAAAGUUUUUCAGGGUGCUGAACAACUACCCGCUGCAGCACAAGCUGUUGCUGACUGGAACUCCUCUACAGAACAACUUAGAAGAGCUUUUCCAUCUGCUCAACUUCCUCACUCCAGAGAGAUUCAGUUACAUAUAA